Laccaria bicolor S238N-H82 is the source of this 435-nucleotide messenger RNA. RefSeq lists its product as uncharacterized. Bases 1 to 435 code for a protein of 144 amino acids. The record is from RefSeq and is a predicted model, not a curated record. NCBI's taxonomy places the organism in Eukaryota, Fungi, Basidiomycota, Agaricomycetes, Agaricales, Hydnangiaceae. The transcript has 4 exons.
AUGCCACAUGCCACUUGGUUACUCUGGUUUUACUGUGUGACCUCGAGGGCAUGGUCACUGUUGUUUUCGCCUUCCAGCAGCUUGUUUUCACUGAUUGGUGCCUGCUUUUCGUCUGCCAUCGUGGGCACUUUUGUGAAGCUACCUGCCACUAUCAUUAUUGACGACACCUUCGAGAGAAUGUAUUCUUCAUCUGUUCGCCUUUUUAUGUACUUUAGUUGUCAUGGGUCUGGGGACACAUAUGCAACCUUGGCAAUAUAUGCUUCGACAAUACUCAGGAGAACAAUAAUUCUGGGUGUUGAUUUUUUCUACUCGGGUGUCGUAGUCUCAAUAAGCAUCAUCUUUUUCCGAUGGUUCUUCCUUGGCUUCUCUGUAAUGUUUUGGGCAUUCAUGUUCAUUUCACUACAAACUUCGGCAGGUUAUCACCUAUCUUGGUAG